AUCAAAACAGUGAGGUGAUAAGAGUGUCCCAUGUUGGGGAGGGGGGAAGCCUUGUAUGCUCCCUUGAUGGUGGUAUAAACAAGAUCCAGAGUCUUGUUUUCUCUUGUUGGGAAGUCAACAUGUUGAUACAUGUUUGGCAUGAAUGUGGAGUCAUAUUGAACAAAAACGCUUCCAUGGAAAACCCCAGAUGAUACAGAUAUUUCUGUAGCCACACCUCCAGGGACAUGUACCUUCCUUCAGACUCUCUGAGUUAUUUCAGUUUCAGCAGAUUUCAUGAAGCUCUAAUCCAAGAUGUAUGUGACCCUCAAAAGAUGGAGUCUGCUGCCCUUUGCCACCAUCCUCCUGUCCAUCCAUCCCACACUAACUGAAGUGGUGACUUCAAUGGCUGACUGUCGUGGGUUUCUUCUUCAGGAAAAAACACCAAAUGUCCCCGACGUCUUGGAGAACGGGAGGAUCAUGGACCAGAACCGAUAUAAAGUCAUUUGCCAGACCUUCGAGAACGAGCGUCGUUUCGUGACGCUCUACGACACCCGCAACAAGAUACCAGUGUUUUCUGCUUUCAAGUACAGAGGGAAAGAGGAGAGGGAAGGAAAAGAGACAAGACCACCUUGGAUGAUCGAGCCAGAGCUCGAGCCGACCAUCAACAUGAGGAUUGAUAAAAACCAAAACCAAAACCAAAACCAGGCCAGUAACUCUGAUUAUUUCUCCAUGGAAAAAAUAUAUAAUAGGGGCCAUUUAUUUCCAAUGAGUUAUGGAUUUGAUGCAAAUGACAGAGACUCCACAUUCACUUUGACAAACAUUGUUCCACAAGUGAAGACUUUCAAUGGUGGCAGCUGGGCAAAAAUGGAAGACUGUGUCAAAUGCUUCCUGAAAGAACAGUGCAUCAACAGUAAUAAUGUCCUCGAAGGCUUUGUAGUGACCGGGGCAAUGCCCGGCAACACCCAACUAAACAACAGGGUGAAUAUACCAUCCCUUCUCUGGUCAGCAUUCUGCUGUUACAAUCACACAAAGAAGAAGUGGCUGGCGGCUGCACACUGGGGCAACAAUGAUCCAGGAGAACUUCAUUCCAAAACCCUUGAGGCAAAGACUUUGGCCCAACUUCGUCUACAAGUCGGAUUUGAGGUGUUUCCUAGAACAAAGUGUCCUCUUCAUGAAAAUGCUCUAAAAGAGGAAAAAGGUAGAAGAAGUAGAAGAAGUAUUUCUGCUUUUUCUGCUUCUUCUUUUUGCCAAUGUCCUCCCCAAACUUCAACCACAUCUGCCCCUCCCACAACCACAACUAGCUUCCCCUCUUCCACCGUCUCUACAUCCUUGAGUACCACUUUAUCUACAACUACAGACAAAACAACAACAGUCCCUACAACCACAACAACCACAACCACCACAACAACAACAACAACUACAACUGCAAAGAAAAAUAAAGAUCAUCCUGACGAUAACAAGGGUGGUGAAGGAGGAGGUGGUGGAGGAGGAGGUGGUGGAGGAGGAGGUGCUAUAGGUGCUUUAGGAGGUGCUAUAGGUGCUUUAGGAGGUGCUUUAGGUGCUUUAGGAGGAAGUGGUUUAGGAAGAGGUGGAGGAGGUGGUGGAGGAAGAGACCUCAACGUCCUUCAUUCCUGCAACCACUGA
This is a messenger RNA of Gymnodraco acuticeps, 1623 nucleotides long. RefSeq lists its product as uncharacterized. The record is from RefSeq and is a predicted model, not a curated record. The transcript has 4 exons. The coding region runs from base 292 to 1623 and encodes 443 amino acids. Lineage: Eukaryota; Metazoa; Chordata; Actinopteri; Perciformes; Bathydraconidae. Gene Ontology annotation, molecular function: metal ion binding; nucleic acid binding; hydrolase activity.